UGUUCCCCAUCUCGUUCUCUGCUCUCUAUGUUCAGUGGUGCAACAUGAGGCAGUCUGUGGCUAUCUGUCUGUUUGGACUCUCAGCUCUGCUCCACGUAUCUGAGCAGGGUCCCCACCAGCGUAAUCUAUUGAGGGAGCUACUGAGGGACUAUAACCGUAUGGAGAGACCUGUUGCCAACGACUCUCUACCACUCACUGUCCGAUUCUCCUACACUCUCUUACAAGUCAUGAAUGUGGAUGAGAAAAACCAGAUCCUCACCACUAAUGCCUGGCUUCAGAUGCAAUGGUUUGACCACUACCUUCAGUGGAACCAGUCAGAGUACCCUGGAGUGAAAACCCUUCGCUUCACUACUGACCAGGUCUGGAUACCUGAUAUACUACUGUACAACAGUGCUCAUGAUAAGUUUGAUGCCACCUUUAAGAGCUAUGUGCUGGUCAACUCCAGUGGAUUCUGUGAGUACCUACCUCCAGGUAUUUUCAGCAGUGCGUGUAAUGUGGACGUGCGUUGGUUUCCAUUUGACAUCCAACGGUGUGAGCUGAAGUUUGGCUCGUGGACGUUUGACGGCUGGCUGCUGGACCUCCAGAUGCAGGAGGCUGACCUGUCAGGAUACAUGUCCAAUGGAGAGUGGGACCUGCUGGGUGUACCAGGUGAUCGUCAUGAGAUAUUUUAUGAGUGCUGUACAGAGCCCUACUCUGACGUGACCUUUGUUGUGACCCUACGACGGAGAACUCUGUUCUACGCUCUCAACCUCCUCGUCCCCUGUGUUCUCAUCUCCUCCUUGACACUGCUGUUGUUCAUACUGCCAGCCCGAUCGGGGGAGAAGAUCGGUCUGGGCAUUACAGUUCUUCUCUCUCUGACUGUCUUCAUGUUGCUGGUGGCUGAGAUUAUGCCAGCUACCUCAGACUCCAUACCACUGAUAGGUCAGUAUUUUGUGAGUACCAUGGUUACCGUAGGGAUGUCAGUGGUGGCGACUGUAGUUGUACUUCAGUACCAUCACCACGACCCCAACAGUGGAGACAUGCCUCAAUGGGUUGAGUUGGUUCUACUCCAGUGGGUUCCCUGGUUUCUGAGGAUGAAGCGUCCAGGAGAGUGGGGUGAGCUCACACCCCACCACAGCCCCUCCAACCCCCAGACCAAGACCUGCUUCUUUCCCCCUACCACCACCACCACCCCAAAUGGACACCGGCCCUACAUUGGCUUCCAGAAUCCUAUUGAACCAGACCCUGCUGUCACCUGGAGAGGAGGAGGAGGAAGGGGUUCUGACACCCCAAUCCUCCACCACCACCCACCCUCCUCCACAAUGUUUGGUAGCCCCCCUCCACAACCCCCCACAUCUCUGGACCCUGACCCCUCAGGCUCCAGCUGUGUGGAGGCUGGGGCUGGAGCAGUCGAAGCGGGUACUUGCCAUGCCCAGGCCAGGGUGUUCCAGGCUGGGUUAGUGGAGGCCCAGCUCCAGGCUCUGCUGGAGGAAGUGCAGUUCCUGGCCAAUCGUUUCCGUGAGCAGGACCGCAGGGUGAGCGUGGCGGAGAAGUGGCAGUUUGCAGCGGCGGUCAUCGACCGUCUGUGUCUGGUGGGGUUCAGUGUGUUCAACAUCAUUUGUACCAUCACCAUCCUCAUGGCCGCACCCAACUUUGUGGAGGCCGCCUCCAAGGACUUCUUCUGA
Oncorhynchus kisutch (coho salmon) is the source of this 1664-nucleotide messenger RNA. RefSeq names its product neuronal acetylcholine receptor subunit alpha-7. The transcript is spliced from 11 exons. Gene Ontology annotation, cellular component: postsynaptic membrane. The record is from RefSeq and is a predicted model, not a curated record. NCBI's taxonomy places the organism in Eukaryota, Metazoa, Chordata, Actinopteri, Salmoniformes, Salmonidae. Gene Ontology annotation, biological process: monoatomic ion transmembrane transport. Gene Ontology annotation, molecular function: acetylcholine-gated monoatomic cation-selective channel activity; transmembrane signaling receptor activity. Bases 45 to 1664 code for a protein of 539 amino acids.